AAGCGAGUCAUGUAUACAGUCCCUCCGUCAUAGUCAGUCAUCAUCACAAUCACAAUGGUCACAACAACUGACAACACACUCCCCUGGACUCCGUUACAUCAGCAUAGAUUGAGUUAAGAGGACUGGCAGUGCACUCAAUUAACACACUUUUGAUUAUAAAUAGAUAAUGGAUACCCGGGAAAUCAUCUUAUCUUGCUGAGACUGAGAUAUUGUUCGAUUGUUCCAGGAUUCCGUGACCGUGUUAGAAUCUGUGGACUGUGUACCACACUGGUUCAGAAUUCAGGAAAAAGCAAUAUUAAAAAGCUUCACUGUCGAUCCACUGAUCCUGGUCACGGCGAACGCUGAAAAUGGCUACAAAUGUGCGUGGGUCCCCAACUUUUGUGUGGGACACUUCAAAGCCACUAGGGCAAGGAGCUACCAGUAUGGUAUAUAUGGGCAGGAAUAAGAAAACUGGAGAUGAAGUGGCUGUCAAAGUUUUCAACUCUCAGAGCUAUCAGCGGCCUUUUUCUGUUCAACGUCGUGAAUUUGAAGUCAUGCAAAAACUGAGCCAUGAGAACAUUGUGAAGCUGCUUGCCAUUGAGGAAGAGUCACCAAGCCGGGCAAAAGUUAUAGUGAUGGAAUUCUGUACACAUGGCACCUUGUACAACCUCCUUGACAUGGCUGAGAAUAACUUUGGAUUGGCUGAAGAGGAGUUCCUGCGGGUGCUUGCUCAAGUCACGGCUGGUGUGAAGCAUCUGAGAGAUAACAAGAUCAUUCACAGGGACAUAAAGCCUGGCAACAUUCUACGUUCUGUGAGGGAAGAUGGAAGGUCUGUUUUUAAAUUAACUGACUUUGGAGCUGCCCGGGAACUGGAGCAAGAUGAGGAGUUUCUGUCUUUGUAUGGCACAGAUGAGUAUCUGCACCCAGAUAUGUAUGAGCGUGCCGUUUUACGGAAAUCAAGGGGCAAACAAUUUGGUGUUUAUGUUGACCUGUGGAGUCUGGGAGUCACAUUUUACCAUGCAGCCACUGGUAGUCUCCCCUUCAGACCCUUCGGAGGCCGAAAAAACAGAGAAACAAUGCACCAAAUAACUGCGAAAAAAGAGCAUGAUGUGAUCUCAGGUGUCCAAGACACUCACGGUGGGCCCAUCCGGUGGAGUAAAGAUUUACCUCCUACUUGCAGACUGUCCAGAGGUCUGAAAAGUUUAAUCACCCCAUGCCUUGCAAAACUGCUGGAAAAGGACCAGAAUUUGACAAUGACAUUUGAUGACUUCUUUCUGCGUGUGGAUGACAUCGCGUCAAGGACUCCGUAUUAUGCCUUCUGCCCCAGUUCUUUCUCCCUUCUCACACUGUAUGCACGAGGGAGGGAUGACAUGUCUCAGUUGCGCCAGCUGAUCACUGAUCAGACAGACAUUCCAGGUGGGGCCCAGCUUCUAAUGGUGGACGGCAAGGAGCUGAAGGACGAGUCCCGUGAACCUGUGUCUAGCUACCUACCUCACGUCUCGCCCGAGCAUCCUAUCUUUGUGUUCAACAAGUUACCAGAGUUUAAGCGGUUCAUCAAACCUGCUGUUGGCAAGUUCCCAGACAUCCCACCAGAGACCAUGGUUGACACAGAUUACCCCCUGAGCAAGAAAUGUUACGCUGUUCUGCACUCUGUCAGAAACGCUGUCAAGGUCAUCCUCCAGUGCAACAAUCUAAUGAACAUGGCAGUGAAAAUGUACAGCAAUCACAUUCAGCACAAAAGUUUGGAGAUGGAGCUUUCAAUGGGCCACGUGAUGCGUGGCUGUAGUGAUGCUCGCUCUUGGAAAGAGCACCUCUUCUCAUCACUUAACACUCAGGCUACCCUGCUGAAGGCUCUGUCUAACAGCAACGUCAAGCCACCAGGCCUGGACGUGAUGGGCCGGGCAAACAUGUUGCAGACCAUUUACCAGACGGGGAACAGAGAGUGUACACAGGUCUCAACCUCGAUUCACAGCAAGCUGGAUAAAGCGGUGUCAAUGCUGGAGAAUAUCAAAGUGGGUCAAACUGCUGAUGCCGGGUGGGACCCCAGUGUAGGUUGCAUGCCAUCCGACAGAUGCAUUGAAAAAAUGGACGUCCUGAUCAGCAAAAUGCACAAAGUUGUGUUAUCCUUUAAAGAAGACCGCAGCCGGCGAGCAUUGAACAACAAUGAUGAACAGAUCCACAGAUUUGACAAGAAUAAACUGAAGGAACUGUGUAUAACUGCACGAACCCUAGUUGAGGAUCACUGUGUGAAUCGGGCCAGUAUGUUAUUUGAGGCAUACAAGCAAUUCUACAGUAAAGUGGUUCAAAUCCAUGACUCUGGUGAGAGGCUGGAUGCUCUGGUCAUAGAUAUUUACAAACAGCAGAAAAGGCUCUGUGACAAGCUCAAAGUGUCGGGAAAACAGUGUGCUGCUCAGACGGAAAGCUGUCUCUCUGCUCUGGGACAGACGGAACCUGUGACUAACGGGGAGGUCAGCAAUCACGGCGAUAACGGGACAGCCAGUUCUCUGGGCACUAGGCAGGAGAGACUGGACGGCGUCCUGGACGGUUUGCAGUUGACCAGAUCGUCGUUGGAGGAGGUUCGCGCUCUGCUGGAUGAAAACACUUCCCUCAUGGAAAGGUUCAGCUCUUUGCAAGACCAAGACCAAGGGGAGGACGACAAGUCAUGGGAGUAUGUCCCCUAUCAAGAACAAAAUGCUCGAUAACCCAAAAGUGAUGAUUCUGCUGUGAAGUAUUUCCUGUGGAGUUUGUUGAUUGUUGAAACAAUAUACUGUUAAUGACAUGCCUUUGACUUGUGACUUUGUACAGCUUCUUCUGUAGGGAACUUGUUGCCUUUUGGAGCCCUAGUUGUACAUUGGUUGGAUAAAAACUUUGCUGUGGACCGCUGUCUUAAUGUCUUGAAAUAGAUGUAGGAAUGUUUGAAUAGGCCGACCUUUAACUUCACUCAAGAUAUCAAGGUAAAAAACCCAUGAAGUUCCAACAUGUGGGUGGUUGGCUAGUGCUGUGGUGUGGUUUGCUUCUUCUUUCCCACCGAAUAUCAUCUAUCAUUCUUA
This is a messenger RNA of Aplysia californica (California sea hare), 3029 nucleotides long. RefSeq names its product serine/threonine-protein kinase TBK1. Lineage: Eukaryota; Metazoa; Mollusca; Gastropoda; Aplysiida; Aplysiidae. Gene Ontology annotation, molecular function: protein binding; ATP binding; protein serine/threonine kinase activity. Gene Ontology annotation, cellular component: cytoplasm. The coding region runs from base 348 to 2681 and encodes 777 amino acids. Gene Ontology annotation, biological process: peptidyl-serine phosphorylation. The record is from RefSeq and is a predicted model, not a curated record. The transcript is spliced from 20 exons.